AACCAAAGCCCCCCCAAAGAGAAGAAAGAAACAAGAAAAUGAAAAUGGUAGAUUAUGUUUCAUCAGCAUCUUUCAUAUCCAGAGUGUAGAAGUGCAGAGCAUAACCAUAAUCACAACUUGAACAUCAAAAAAAAAAAGAAAAGGGAAAACUAUGCAUAGUCACAACUCAAAAACCAAAAUGUCCUCUUAUUCUUCCAUUGAAGAGAGUUGGGAGAAGGAGAUGACUACACUUCUCAUUGAUCAAACAACGAGAACGAAACUGAAAAAGCAGAACCGGUCACCUGUAUCUUUCAAGUGCCGGAUUCUCUUCGUCAAAAAGAGCCUGAGGCUUACUCGAGAGCUCAUUGAGGAGCUCUCCAAGUGCAAGGGAAACGAUACCCAUGAAUCUUAUCAUGAUGUCCAGUUUAUGUCGUAUGAUCAAUUGGCCUUAAUGAUGAUCAUUGACGGGUUGUUCCUGCUUGCGAUGCUCGAUAAAUACGUCGAGUCUAACAAAAUCCCUGAUUGUUCAACGUUUCUUCGAGUUCUCUCUUCCUCGGAUAAGAUGCUUCCCAAGGAUGCCAUCCUCGAAGACAUCGUUAAGCUGGAGAACCAGAUUCCGAGGUUUGUGUUAAAAAACAUCUUCUCCAAGACUUGUUGUGAGGAAGAGGAGUAUUUACCAAACCUUUUUGUGGAAUCUAGCCGAAAAAUGUCACCGAUCAACGUGGAGUGGCAUGAAUGUGUGCUAAAAUCAGUAGAGCAUCGUCAUUUGUUGGAUCUUCUGUACCAAUACAUAACUUUGAAAAAGGAUAGCAAGAAGACAAAUAAGAAUCACUCAAAUAAGACGAAAACAGAAGACUCGGCAGGGGACCUUGAAGCUGCAGAAGGACCACCAAAUUGUUCCCUCUCUUCCCAGUGUCUUUGGCGUAAAAGUGGAGACAUUGUUCCAGGAAAAGCAAGUGUUAAUUCCUUCAGUAUCUGAACUGUUCAAUGCCAGAAUAAAAAUCGGACCUGCAG
Molecule: messenger RNA, 993 nt
Organism: Rubroshorea leprosula
Lineage: Eukaryota; Viridiplantae; Streptophyta; Magnoliopsida; Malvales; Dipterocarpaceae
Source: the annotation of a GenBank genome assembly